AGAGGGCAGAAAGAGGACGCCAAUGGCCCCAUGGUUAUGGUUUUGUUCCAAAUCAAUCAAAUGGUCUCUGGAAAGAAGCUUCCUCUGCUUAUUCCCAAAAUAAGCCUUUUUUUAAGUUAGUGAAAGUAAUGAAAGUCACCAUUUCAUUCCUGUGUUCAAUUCAAUGCUCUUCAUUUCUCUCUCUUUCUCAAUAAAGGAGCUAAUUUUUUUUACUUGGAGCUUUUUGGGGGUCCUUGGGUUUUAGGUGUUUCUUCCAAAAGUAUGAAUAAUUCUGAUAAAGAGAAGCAAGAUCAGAGGACUAACUCUGGCAUGGAGGAUUCAACUGCAAUGACUAUUGAAUUCCUCAGGGCACGACUCUUGUCUGAAAGGUCUGUAUCAAGAACUGCGAGACAGAGAGCUGAUGAACUAGCAACAAGGGUGGCAGAGCUUGAGGAACAACUAAGGAUUGUGUCACUUCAAAGAAUGAAGGCUGAGAAGGCAACAGCAGAUAUACUUGCUAUUUUGGAGGGUAAUGGGAUUAGUGACAUUUCUGAGACAUUUGAUUCAUGUUCUGAUCGGGACACACCUUGUGAGUCCAAAGUGGGUAACAGGUCCUCCAAAGAAGAAAACUCCAUCAAUUCAAAAGUGAGAAACAAUGACUCAGAAGAACUAUCAGGUUCUGACUUUGAUUUUUCUUCAGUACCUGGUAGAAGCUUGUCUUGGAAAGGUCGCAAAAAUAGUCCACGCUCUCUUGAAAAAUCCAAGGAUUCAUCAAUGAGGAGGCGGAGUAGUUUUUCAUCUGUUGGUUCUUCUCCAAAACAACGACCAGGCAAGUCAUGCCGCCAAAUAAGACGCAAAGAAUCUAGAUCUGUAGCUGAGGAAUAUAAAGCCAGCCCUGUAAAACGUGAUUGUCCAGAAGAUGAAGUUGCUGCCACUUCAGCAAAUUUUCCAAGUUGCUCAGAUUUUGAGCCUAAAAGGGGAGAAGUGAAACCAUUGUUGGAGGACUCGCAUUCAGACUGCUUAGGAAAUGAACGAAAUGCAAGUGAUAAUGGCCUUGAUUAUAAUGUGUACAGAGGAGAUAGAGACAUGGAAAAGGCACUUGAACACCAGGCACAACUCAUUGGCCAAUAUGAAGCAAUGGAAAAGGUUCAAAGAGAAUGGGAAGAGAAAUUCAGAGAAAAUAACAGCAGCACACCGGAUUCAUGUGAUCAUGGGAACCGCUCAGAUAUCACGGAGGAAAGAUAUGAGAUCAGGGAACCAGCUAAAGGCCCUGCUACAACAAAUGCCAUCCAAACUGAAGGGUUGUUGUCAGUAGUUGAAGGUGUGUCCAAUACUCAGCCCCAUGGCUUUCUACCAUCUUCACAUGUUGAUGCGGUAUGCUUGGAGGAAAGAAAAAGCAGUAUUGCUCCUGUUCCUGAAUUCUCCACUCAAGAUUCUGCGUUCCCCAUGGCCAAGGCAAAGCAGAAUCAAAAGAACCCUGGAAACAACGAUCAUUCUCCAUUACUUAUUGCUCACCAUGAUUCAGCUUCAUUUGGUUCACAAUAUUCCUCUGGGAGCCAAUCUGUACUCAGCUUCCCUUCAAAUACAGGUAGUAGUUUUAACAAAGGGAAAGCAACUUCUGGAAGUGAAAAUGAACGUUGCGCAUUGGUGCCACAUAAAGCAUCUGGUGGGUUGGGCGGGGUGCUUGAGGCACUUGAAGAAGCAAGGCAAUCACUCCAACAGAGAAUCAACAGAUUGCCAUCAGUAGCCACAACUGUUAGAAAAUCUGUUGAGUCUUCUGUUUCCACCACAAUCUCAAGGGAUGAAGUACAGAUUCCUGUUGGAUGUGUUGGACUUUUCAGGUUACCGACUGAUUUUUCAGUAGAAGGCAAUACUCGAGCAAACUUACUAAGUUCAAGUGCUCAGUUAAGUUUGGGAAACCAUUAUUCUGAUAGAGGAGUUCCAGCAGCUGCCAGCAAUCAAUUUGUGGCAAGCCCAUACUUACAGGGUAGGUCAAGCUCAUCCACCGAGGAUCAAUUUCUUUCCAGCCAAUAUGUUGGAGGCGGGUCAAGAAUCCCAACACCAAAGCCUUAUUUUGAUCCAUACUUGGAUACAGGUUUACCUUCUUCAAGUAGGUACACUUAUCCCAAUUAUCCCAUUAAUACCUCCUAUCCUGACCUGAUGCCACGUAUCCCCAGUAGAGAAGGAUCCUUAGCACCUGUUCCAGGUAGAAUUGUCAGUAUGCCCAUUUCAAAUCACUUCUCAUUCAUUGAUGAUAAUUUUAGACCAAACAUGUAUAGAUAGUAGCAUGCCAUUGCAGAUCUGCAGGUUUUCUGCAGCUAGCUUUUCUCAGGUUUCAGAUAUAGUUGAUUUUGCAGUAUAAUAGUGAAGGUCAUUACCCUUGAAAGGGCUUGUGUUUGUACCACUCACAUGUUGUAUCAUUGUCUGUUGUAAGAUGAGCUUUGUUGAGAGAUGCAGUUUUACUUGUGUUUCCGUAUUUAA
Ricinus communis (castor bean) is the source of this 2460-nucleotide messenger RNA. RefSeq lists its product as uncharacterized. Bases 262 to 2262 code for a protein of 666 amino acids. The transcript has 6 exons. Lineage: Eukaryota; Viridiplantae; Streptophyta; Magnoliopsida; Malpighiales; Euphorbiaceae. The record is from RefSeq and is a predicted model, not a curated record.